AUGAAUUCCUUCGGUAACGCCUCCGUCGACAUUGACAUGUUGGAAAGAGAAAUGGCCGCUGAACAGACAGCAAAUUUGAGCGGAAAUAUCGCCGGAAUGAGUGCCCCGAAGAGCUCAUCGAAUCGACGGGGUCCCAUGCAAGAAGUGGAUUUAGAUGCUGAAUUUGAUACAUUGGAAGAACCAGUUUGGGAUACUGUGAAACGUGACGUAAUGACUGUCGGUGCGAAAUUCAGUCAUGUCAUCUUGCCACAUGGAGACAAACAGCAACUUCUUCGUGAUUGGGAUCUCUGGGGACCACUUUUCAUUUGCGUUGGAUUAGCACUCCUCCUCCAACACAAUGGAGGCACAGAAUCAGCUCCACAAUUCACUCAAGUCUUCACAAUUACGUUCUUCGGUUCAGUCAUUGUGACGGCAAAUAUCAAAUUAUUAGGAGGAAACAUUUCAUUCUUCCAAUCACUGUGUGUCAUUGGCUAUUGCCUUCUUCCACCAUUUGCUGCCGCAGUUCUUUGCUCACUUUUCCUUCACGGAAUCGCAUUCCCUCUCCGACUUCUAAUCACUUCCAUCGGAUUCGUUUGGUCCACUUAUGCUGCAAUGGGAUUCUUGGCAGGAUGUCAACCGGAUAAGAAACGUUUACUCGUCAUCUACCCAGUGUUUCUCUUCUAUUUCAUCGUCAGCUGGAUGAUUAUCUCACAUUCGUGA
Messenger RNA from Caenorhabditis remanei, 699 nucleotides. RefSeq lists its product as uncharacterized. The record is from RefSeq and is a predicted model, not a curated record. Gene Ontology annotation, cellular component: trans-Golgi network; membrane. Lineage: Eukaryota; Metazoa; Nematoda; Chromadorea; Rhabditida; Rhabditidae. The coding region runs from base 1 to 699 and encodes 232 amino acids. The transcript is spliced from 6 exons. Gene Ontology annotation, biological process: endoplasmic reticulum to Golgi vesicle-mediated transport.